AGCGACCAGAGAACGCGCGCCUUGCUCUUUGUAACGACGAGAGGGAUUAUGUAUUGAAAAUCAAAUAAGAUAUCAGUAGCUUUACAAAAUCCAUACGCGAUAGAUGAUAUACGCUGCUGCUGAGACGUGUCAAAAUAAAUAUGCGCUAUUAGAGGUUUCGCGCGACGAGGAGUACGGCGAUUUUUUUGUUGUUUUUGUUGUUGUUGCUGUUGGUUUGCACAACUGUUGCGGGUGAAAGAGGUUGUUUGCUGCUCUGGGCGAGUGCGGGUCUCGAGCCGUCGUCCGUUGUUGUUGGGCCAUAUUCGUUGCGAAUGACUGACUACUUGCCGUCGCAUUUCGGUGUCGCGCAGCAGCAAUUUGCGUUUGCCGUCGUUCUCGUGUGCACAGUGCCGCGCGGUGGAUUGGAAGAGUUCGCGCGCGCUUUCCGGACUAACCGUGGCGGAUGGAUUGUAACGGGUUGCUAAAGUGGCGGUGAUAAAAGAUCUGCGAAGAUUAGUGCGAAAUGAUUUGCUGAUAAUUGUGCAAAAAGUUUCAAGCAACCAAGGAAGAAUUGCGCAAUUAGUGAUGUGAAAAUAUACGUCCCGGUGGAUUAAAAUACUCCUCACAACGGGCAAACAGAAGAAAAUUAAAUCAGCGAAAUUAAAGUGUUACUCAAGCUGAUACAGAGGGUCAACGGUAGUGAACGGAAAUAUGCCUAUAGUGUUAUACCUCAAGUGUACGUUCGGAAGUGAUAGAUAAGAGAGGUGUUGGCUAAAAAUACGUUACACACCCGAAGUGAAAACAUCCACCGCCACCAUUGGUUCAAAAUUGCACCCAACACGAACAAUCUGGCGGUGGUUAGACAACCAUCCAUGGCCGUUGGGCCGCCGACGGGAGGAUCAGGAAAUCCUCCGCAAGUACCAGUCCAGCCGCACCCGAUUCUAGCACCUAGUCCGCUGUUUGCCUUACCGACAUUGAACUUUACGGCGUCGCAGGUUGCGACCGUUUGCGAAACGCUGGAGGAAUCCGGGGAUAUCGAACGGCUGGCGCGGUUUCUAUGGAGCCUACCGGUGGCGCACCCGAACAUCUCGGAACUGGACCGUUCCGAGGCGGUGCUGCGGGCCCGGGCCAUAGUUGCAUAUCACACGGGACACUUUAGAGAACUGUACACGAUACUGGAGCGGCACAAAUUCACCAAAUCGUCCCAUGGAAAACUACAGGCCAUGUGGCUCGAAGCCCACUACCAUGAAGCAGAAAAACUACGCGGACGACCAUUAGGACCAGUCGAUAAGUACCGUGUCCGGAAAAAAUUUCCGCUCCCGCGAACCAUCUGGGACGGCGAGCAGAAGACCCACUGCUUCAAAGAGCGAACGCGAAGUCUGCUAAGAGAGUGGUACCUCCAGGAUCCGUAUCCGAACCCGACCAAGAAGCGGGAACUGGCGCAGGCCACCGGUCUCACCCCGACCCAGGUGGGAAAUUGGUUUAAAAAUAGACGCCAGCGGGACCGAGCUGCGGCGGCCAAAAAUAGACACAAUCAACCUCCGCUGUCCGGUUCCGGAGCCACUUCGCUAACGCCCCGGCGAGGUGACGCACCGCUGUCCCCCACGGACACCGAUUCCGAUUCGGACAUCUCGCUCGGAACGCAUUCGCCCGUUCCCAGCAUGUCCCUGCAGCACAGUCCCAGUUCGCUGCCAGGUUCCAGCGAGGAUCGCCUGAACGACGACCGGGAUCGGGAGAAGGACUUCCGUAGCUUUGCGUCGCUUCAUUCGUUCCGCUUCGGGGACCAUCUGGCGGGCGGAUUCCUACCUGGCUCGUUCAAUAACAGAUUCAUGCCUUACCGCCUCGGGGACAACUCACCUCCAAUCAAUACUCACUCACCACCGAUAGGCUUGACGCAUCUUCCAAUCACCCCGACAGUCCUUCGACCGCAGCCGCACUUACCUCCAUCGCUAUCCGUGACGGCACCGACGGCAACCACCACAUCGAUGAGUGAGUCUCCGAACAGCAACAGUAGUGCGACCACCAGUUCCAUCAAUAACGGCGGUGGGCUGGCGAUAGGUGGCAGUAGUGGCGGUACACCGCUGAUGUCCCAGAUGUCGCCUCUCAGAAUACGGGUCAGUUCACCGACGCGGCUCAACGCGGACCUGCUGCAGCACAGUUCGCACCACCAUAGUCUCAUGAACGGAUUGAACGCCAGCGGGAUCGUGCGGAUUGUUCCUAACACAACGACCAAUCUCCUCCAUCGGCCAUUUUCGCCAUCGCCCAAACCGAAGGAAGCGUCGUGAUAAAAUCCACCGCCGUCGCCGGAUGAAAAAGGGCAGCCGCCAUUCGGCUGGCUACCGCAGAGUAGUUGAUUAAUGUAGCGAAAAAUGUACAAGGAGAGACUACUAGAGUGUAGAGAGCACAAGUUGAAACUAAAGCAUAUAAAUCUCCUUAAACUUGUUACUAAAGCCAUACAAAACAGUGAAGCAAAUCGAAUACUUUUAAGUAAGACAUUUUAAUACGGAACGCACUGCUUUGGUAAAUUAGAUUUACUUUUAAACUUUGGGGCAAAAUCACGUCAUAUUUAUUUGGCGUCCUGGAAUGCUGCGUGCUGCUGCCACAUAACGUGUGUAUGUGUCGUAGCGCCCCCAUCAUCCGGCGCCUCUUUUUCUCCUAUAUACCACCUAUCUAGAAGCCGGAACCACCCCACACCCACCAGCCGACGGCAAGUAUACGAGUCGAGUCCGUACGGGUGUGUGCGCACUGUGUUGGGCGGAUCAAUAUCACCGACCCGACGACCGACGGUAUGAAUACCAUCAUAAAAAUAGCAUCACAUCCAUCGGGCGUGCACAUGCGCGGAAGAGCGUUGGUUGGUUGGGGAAAGUCGAUGGCUGGCAGCACUGCUCGACCAGCUCUGAUGGGUGACGGAUGUGGUGCAACAUUUUUCCAGAAUCGUGCGACACAGCACACACGCGCGACUUGUCCAAUGAAAUGAUCACGGUGUUCUUGCGAUGCUUUACUAUCAAUUCGGGUUUUUCAAGGGAAAUUGAUUGGUGUAAUAUCAGUUUAUGUCAUUAUUAUGUUAUGGUUCCCGCCAGCUGAAAUGUCAGAGGAGGGCAUCAUGACGCUCAUUUGCGAUUUUGUAAUAUUUAAUCAUUUCCUGUAAAUAAGUUCGAUAUUAUUUUCUUUGUUUUCAUUUUCAACUAUGGGUUUGGUCACGCACUUUAGAAUUGGCCAUUUUUUCUCAUAUUGCUAUUGAUUCUUUCCAGUUAUCUUCCCUGAGGUGCCGUCAAGAGAUUCUUUACAACUUAAGCCUGUUUUUUUCUAAUUAUUCCGAAACAUGACAUUUCCUUCAAGGUUGAUGACAUUUUCUUCUGAAGAUUAAUUAUAAUUGUCACCUAAAUAAAGGUUUUCCUGGAAUUACUAUUUAACGUGCUUGGCACUAUUCAGCAAAAUUGCUGCAAACUUUCAUCUUUUUUCCCUUCUAGCCAUAGGGGGAAAAUCUGCUGAACAGACACCCGAACAGGAAGGUACGGGUAGUGUACAAUUAAGGCCGUCGGCUACAUCAAAAGUAGAAGCCAGGACCAUCUCUCCUUGACCCACUAAACACUUCAGUUUUGUGGUGAUCCAACUCCAGUUUCCUGGACCUUAUCCAAGCCUCCACAACCUAUAUCGAGCGGGUAGUAGUCAGCUCCACUUCUUCACCCCCACCGGAGACUCUAAUCGCAACACCUCGUCAUACAUAACAUCGGACCCGAACCUUUCGGUUCUUCUGAGGUUAUGUGAAAGCACUUCUGACACACCUCUGUGUCGUAAACUAGUACUCCAUUCUGGAUGUACCUUCCGAGAAUACUGUACAGGUACCCAGGUAUCCCCAGUCGCAGCAGCGCAUCGGCAAUAGCCGGCCAACUGGCGCUAUUAAACGCGUUCCUUACCUACAUCCUGCGUCACUACUGCACAGUAGCGAAUUCCCCUUCUCUUAGGCUCGAGUGCUUUCCCGACGGUUUUGUAAUCUACAGGAUAGCAUCUUCGGUUGAACUUUCCUUCCGGAAGCCAUACUGCCUACUAGAGAGACCAUUUACACUCUCGGUGUGCAUCAACCUUCUAAUGAGGAUGUUCUUUUCGAGCACCUUCCCUGCCGUGUCGAUCAAGCAUAUUGGUCUAUAUGCCGAAGGGUCUCCGUGUGGUUUCACCGCCUUUGGCAAUAGAAUCAGGCUCUGCCUCUUCCAUACAUCUGGGAAGACUACCUCGUCCAGGCAUAGCAGAGCUGAAUAUCUCGGGAGCCUCUGCAAUAGCUACUUUUAAGGCCAGGUUUGGAACUUCGUCCAGACCUGGGGCCUUACCUACGCUAAAGGACUUUGCUAUCCCCACAAGUUCCACAUCGGUGAACAUCUUCUCAUCGCCUGCCCCAGUCCCCGGCUAUCCUACGAAAGGAGGCCAAAAAUCCUACGAAAGACGCGGAAAAAGCCCCUCGAUGAUCCCCUCUAACAUCUCUGGAGAUUGCUCAGUAGGAGCCAUUACACCUCUCGUCGUGGCCAUCACGAUCCCGGUCUUCAGCGCAGCUUUUGCGGCGGUGAACACCACCCGCGUUCGUUCCGCUCUUCCUCAGGUCGUGCUCGCUGCAUUUGCUGCCUAGCUCGUAGGCAUGCGCGUCGCAGAACCGCAAUCACCUGAGUUUACCAGUAAGCCGGAGGCCAUCCAUUUCUUGGCUGAACUCGCUUAGGCAUGGUCGCAUCACACGCACGCGAGAGCACCGCUACCAGCUCGUCGCCGUCUAAACCAAGAAGGUUUCGGCUCCCUUUAUCGUUUGUGGGUAUUACACGAUACAUCAGACAAGUAGGUUUCGCUCACGACGGGAGGCCUAAAUACCCCUUUAUCGAAGUAUGAUGUUUUCCACCUGUGAGGGCUUGACCUUGGCUAGCCGCCUCUUCCUCUACCCGCUGCUUGCUGUUGUUAUAGUCGAUACUAUAGCGAACCACCAUUUGAUCGCUGUAUACUUUCCAGGACUAGAAUAAGUAACGCCAAUUAUCGACUCCGCACCGUUCCGACUAAAAGUAAUCUUGGUAUCGACAUUAGCCACGUCGACAUUUAGUACGGCCAGUGUCUGCAGGAUCUGACUCCGCUGGUUCGUGAAACGGCUUCCUCAUUCUACGGCCCAGACAUUAAAGUCACCCGACAUUACCACCGGCCUUCGCCCUGUUAGCACAAACGUCAUACAUUUGCGUGAACUGCUCGAUCGGCCACCGCGGAAGCGCAUAACAGCUACAGAAGAAGACUCCGUUUACUUUAGUGACCUAUGACGAAGCCCUCAUAGGUAGAAGACACCAACUCCUGGACGGGGUAUUUAUUUACCCGUCGUCCAUAUCGCCGCCAUUUUUCUGGACCCAUCCGUCGUUGCCGGUGGGUACUCGGUAUGGGUCCGCUAUGAUGCCGAUAUCCGUCCCCCACUUAGAAACCCCCCGUCCCCCACUCAGAAACAGGUUCAGCUGUGUUACCUGCAGAGAUGGCAUAGAUACAGUGAUAAACAGCUCUGCGUACACAUUUUCAAUAAAAUGUGCGCCGCUCUGUUUUGCUACGAAUGUGGACCGGCAACAAACACACAUCGCUCAGCCGUAAAAGUUUGCGUGAAAGUGCGAAUGUGUAAGUUGCCACACCAGCUACGUGAGACGUCGCAGAGCUCAAACUUUUUCUGCGUGAGCUUCGCUCAUUUCUAGGAAUGUGCUACACAUCUGUGCUGUCUGAGCUGAAAGUUGUAGGCUCUCGGCAGUACAGAGUAGCGCAGCGCUGCGAUGUGAGCUGUGUGUUGGGCUGUACUUUGUCUUGCUUUCCUGCGCUCACCGUCGUGAGCGAUGCGACAACGAUGUCGAGCGCGUGCAGUCGGACCUCGCAGAAGAUAAUUCUUUACACGCACUCUUUCUCAUCUUGUAGGCUGUGUGUAAUGUGUAUUUUUUUUAUCUUCUGACUUAGCGCUCUGAGGUGCAUGCCAUCUCUGAUUACCUGCACUGUGAUUUGUGCACUGCGGCUUUAUUGAAGGCCGGCACCUUGGAUUACCCGUAAGAUGCCUAUUGUUCACAGAUUUCCCGGUACAUAUGAAUAGGUGGACUCGUGCAGCCUUGUGCUUUAUGACCUUCAGCGCCGUAUCUCCCACACCGAUUGCUCCUGUCGGGGCCUUUACAGUCCCGUGACUUUUGUCCUGGUUCCAGACACCUGAAACAAACCUCUGGUGGCUCGUAAAAUAUCUGAUACAUUCACACUAAUCUACCUUAAUCCUCCAUACUUUAACGGACUUGUUCAUGUCCGCCACAGGUGGCUGAACCAAAGCUACCUGUAUCCCUGCCGGCUCCUUCCGUAGCCUAACGGCUGCGGUGGCCAGCUGCACGUCGCACUGUUGUCGCAGUACGAGCUCUUCCACUUCGGUGACCUCGUCUAGGUUUUCCACCUUCAGAAUCGCCUCUUGAGUAAGAGUCCUCACUUCCUCCCAUCUCGAUAAGGACGCCUUCCGCCAAGCUUUUGUAGGCGAAGCCCUUGCGUUCCUUAUCGCGCUUCAGUUCCAGGAUCAUCUUGCCCGUACGAUUACAGUCGUGUGUACCCACUUUACGCCCACUGCAUCUUCUCACCUGUCUUGCAUCUGAUCCAGUUAAUUUUUUGGCUGCAGUCUAUAUUAUAGGCUAGUCACAUACUGAAAAUGAUCUAAAUUGGUUGAAAGACAACGUGGGGAUUACGGUGAGCAGCGUCUUAUAGGAGACCUGGCUGUACGUCUGAUAUUGUGUACGUCGGCUCUUCAGAACAAUGUUGUCCGGAGUAACAUCGCUACCGCAUAUUUCUUUCUUACUCGACUUUUGAUCCACGAAACAUUGACUGGGCAUUUGCUCCUUCCAGCGUCUGUCGAUCGUGCCCGUGGUGACAGUCGUUAUCCUCCAUUUGGCACAAAUGUCCCAAAUGGAGGAUACUGUGUCUCUGGAGCCGGCCUUUUGAUUCUGACUCAGCUAUCCAGACGUGUCAUUUACGAUAUUUUGUAGUUUUUUACCGUCUUCAGUAAGAAAUAAGAGCGUUUCACUUCUUUCCCGAGAACUGGAUAGCGCUGACAGGCUGUGGCUUUGGCUCCUCGUGUUUUCGCUCGUUCAGUCAUAGUUUUAGCCUUCGUUACUCCAAUCUUCCUUAAGUAAGUUUAACUGUUUCAUUUACUGUGGUACGCGAAAUAUUGUUGCUACCUUUGCUAUUGACCCAACAUUUUUCAACCGAUGGUUCAAAAUGUGUAAUAAACUGGCAUCCAGAGAAAAUUUUCAGAAAGUGCUUAGAAGACGAAUUUGUUUAAGCAUAAAGUAAUGAGACAGAUUUGCUUUGAACUCUUCCGUCUUGAAAAGUUGCCGCAUCUGAAUUUCUAAGAACAAACAGUGGAAGUACUCAAAGGAAUCUCUUUAUUGUUUCAAAUUGUUUAUUAUUUUAGCUACGAAACGUUCAUUGAUUGGUAUUUAUUAACAGAAAAUUUCAUUUGAUAGUAAAACAUCGCAAAAACACCAUGAUGAAACGCAAUCAUCAACUCCUGAUAGGAAACCUCCUCACAUACUUGUAAAGCACAAUUUGUUCGUACGUAUAUAGUCAUUAGCGCAAAGAGCGAGCUCGGACUUUUAUCAAGUCGUAAAAAAUCAAUAAAAGCAAACGUGCAUGAGAACGUAAGUUAAGCAUAGAGGAAAAUAUUGAAAUAAAUUCUAAUAUAAAGAACGUUGUGUAAAAAAAAAAACAGAUCAAAGCAAAUAUUAAGUAAAAGUAAUUAUCGUAUUAAAGAGGUGCUGAGCAAGCGGCAAAUGAGAGUGCACAUAACUUGCAGGCAAAUACAAAGAGCAACCUAAAACAAUAUGAAAGUAUAUUUAACAACACAGUAAAACGCAAACACUCACACAUACAAACACACUAACGUAGAGAGGUAGCAAAAGGAAAAAUAAUUGAUCUAAAGUAGUGCUAAUUACUCCCAAGCAGGCAGGCAAGCAACCGAGCACCGGUCAAAUCUGACGACGUCAAACACCUCGUCAUGGAGCGAAAGAAGAGAGACGUGUUUUAAAUCGUUUCACUUUUUUAAGAUUAUUUAGUUACACCCUUAGAGAGCGCAGGAGUCACUUAAAACAAAAGAUGAUCGACUCUUCUUUCGUGCGCCGCCGUCGUCGUCGCUACCGCACCACCUUCGGCUUAAUGCAAUUUGCAGCCCCUUUUUCGAACCAUCCAUCAAAACAGGGAGUUUAAAUUUAUUUUAUGCGAAUGAGAAACCUACAUUACAACUCUAGCUACCAACCAGGCAAAAACCCGACAAAAAUUGAACCCAUUUACGCCCGAAGACCGGAGCGAAAUAAAAUCAUUUCAGACCUCAUGCGCUACCAGUAGGUAAUGUGGCAUGCCAGCAGUGAAUAGGCAGAAAACUAAAAUAGAAGAACAAAAAACUGGCGCAAAAGCACAUGUCGACUAAGUAGUCCAUUGCACCAGGCACUCACGGAGAAAUCCAUCACUAUCAAAAAGGCACAGAGAGCAAAAAAAAAUGUAGGGCCUACUCACUGUACAAAGAUAAAAGGGCAACCGAGUUAUUCUUUUUUUUAUUUCAAUUUCGUUCGAGCGCCUGCCCUCUGAUAGAUUGUUGUGUGGAGUAGCUAAAGCGAUAACACAUCACAUGAAGUGUAAGUACUGGGAACUACACUAUUCGCAAUCAUCAUGUACCGAAGCGAAAGCAUACGGCACAAAACGAAUAGGUAUGUAGUACAGCUCAGUGCAGUGUAUGGAAGGGAAAUCGAACAAAUCUAUCUCUACUUUGUAAAUAAAUUGCUGCAAUCAAAUUAUAUUAAUUAUGACGAUAAUAAAUUAAAUAAUUAAAUUGAAUGACCCACUGU
Messenger RNA from Aedes albopictus (Asian tiger mosquito), 8834 nucleotides. Its product is annotated as homeobox protein SIX3. Bases 852 to 2264 code for a protein of 470 amino acids. Gene Ontology annotation, molecular function: RNA polymerase II cis-regulatory region sequence-specific DNA binding; DNA-binding transcription factor activity, RNA polymerase II-specific. NCBI's taxonomy places the organism in Eukaryota, Metazoa, Arthropoda, Insecta, Diptera, Culicidae. Gene Ontology annotation, biological process: regulation of transcription by RNA polymerase II. The transcript has 5 exons. The record is from RefSeq and is a predicted model, not a curated record. Gene Ontology annotation, cellular component: transcription regulator complex; nucleus.